AUGGGCAGAUCGCGAAGAAAUGUCCGGUUUCAACAUCGGCCCGCAUCCACAGACCCCCGACAGGGCUCCGAUCUCAGCGACAUAUCAGAACCUUCCAGCCCCAGCAACAUUGGCGCCUCCAGCUUCAAGGCGGUUGAGGUUGUGCCAGAAGAGAAAUCCGACGAUGCUCCUCCAUCCGACUACGAGAAGAAGAAACAGACCUUCAUAACCAGGACAAUAUGGACGUUUGUCAUGAUCGCUGGCUUCUUCAUCGCCAUAUUCUCCGGCCACAUCUACAUAAUCGCAAUCAUCACGGUCGUGCAGAUCAUCUCGUUCAAGGAGGUCAUUGCCAUCGCAAACGUGCCCAGCAAGGCGAAGAAUCUCAAAUUCACAAAGGCCCUCAACUGGUAUUUCCUCGCAACAACGAUGUAUUUCCUCUAUGGUGAGAGCGUUAUCUACUAUUUCAAGCACAUCCUCCUGGUCGACAGGGUGCUACUGCCGCUGGCUACGCACCAUCGCUUCAUCAGCUUCAUGCUCUACGUUAUGGGGUUUGUUUUCUUUGUCGGAUCGCUUCAGAAGGGGCAUUAUAGAUUCCAGUUCACCCAGUUUGCUUGGACGCACAUGGCUCUCUACCUCAUCGUCGUCCAGGCCCAUUUUAUCAUGAACAACAUCUUCGAAGGCAUGAUUUGGUUUUUUCUCCCUGUCUCCCUCGUCAUUACAAAUGAUAUCUUCGCCUAUAUCUGCGGCAUCACAUUCGGCCGCACACAACUCAUCAAACUCUCGCCCAAAAAGACCGUCGAGGGCUUCGUCGGCGCGUGGAUCUGCACCAUCCUCUUCGGAUACGGCAUGACAAACAUCCUUAUGAAGUAUAAAUACUUCAUCUGUCCCGUCAAUGACCUGGGAUCCAACGUCCUAACCGGCCUGGAAUGCACGCCAAACCCAGUCUUCACGCCGCACCCAUACCAAAUACCCUCUUGGGCCCCCUGGACCCACGCACCUCCACGAACCGUCUACUUUGCCCCAAUGCAGAUCCAUAUCUUCGUAUUCGCAACCUUCGCCUCCCUAAUUGCGCCAUUUGGCGGCUUCUUUGCCUCGGGACUGAAGCGGACGUUCAAAGUAAAGGACUUUGGCGAAUCCAUCCCGGGACACGGCGGAAUCACUGACCGCAUGGACUGCCAGUUCAUCAUGGGUUUCUUCGCAUACAUGUAUUAUCAUAGUUUCAUUGCUGUGUACAAGGCCAGUGUUGGCAAUGUGAUCGAGGCGGCUAUCACGGGUUUGACUGUUGAUCAGCAAUUAGAGGUCAUUAGGGGUUUGACUAAGUAUUUAUACAAUCAGGGCGAGGUUUCGGAAACCAUGCUUGAAUGCCUAAGUCCCGAUUUUCGCGUAAGCCGAUAG
This is a messenger RNA of Paracoccidioides brasiliensis Pb18, 1374 nucleotides long. Its product is annotated as phosphatidate cytidylyltransferase. Gene Ontology annotation, cellular component: endoplasmic reticulum membrane. Gene Ontology annotation, molecular function: phosphatidate cytidylyltransferase activity. Bases 1 to 1374 code for a protein of 457 amino acids. The transcript is spliced from 4 exons. The record is from RefSeq and is a predicted model, not a curated record.